CGAAAAUGUAUUUUAUUUUACAUUGUUUAAAGGUCAAGUCUACGACAUAAAUGAAACUUCUGAAUCUAAUGAAACAGAUAACAAGUGGUUUUAUAGUGAUAUACAAAGUUAGGUUUGCAAAAUUUCACCAACUGCUUAAUAAAAGAGCUUUAAUAUAUAAAUAUUUUCGAGGGCAAAAGGUUAAUUCGAAAUUAGAUUCAAACUAACAAAGGUUAACAUAAUUGUGUUGAUUUGGACAUGCAAGUCGCAUGUUACAAGUAUCGAGCCACGAGAAGCUAAUGUUCUUUUGACGAGCGCAUAAAAGUUUACGAUAAUCGUAAUAAUAAAACAUUUUGCAGUGACCGGUCUGUUUGGGUGGGGAAAAUCAAUAGCAAAUCUGAGUUUAAAUUACAUGUAUGGAUAUGGAUCAUUAGUGUUUAACGAAUGAAAUGUACGGUGACGUUUUUAAAUAUUCUGCUGCGUGUAUAAAUGUCUCAACGCGUACGAAAUUGUUAUCAUGACCCGUUCGAAAUGCGGUACUUCUUGACACGUACGAGAAUGUCACGGAACUUAAAGUGCGGUACGGUUAUUUCGAACAGCUGUGUUCAGUAAGAAAAUGUUAAAAAAUUGCGUGAUUGAUGCUUCUUGACAUCUAACUUGAAAAACGAUAUAUUAAGCCCAGCUUAAUAAUGACGAUACUUAGACGAGGUCUGUUGAUCUGUUUCGCGUCCUGUCUUUUGUUACAAAUGGAUUACGUCGAAUCUACUCAUAUUUCGGGUACUUUUAACACGAAGGAAUUUUUUCGUUUUCUCAUCAAAUUUGGUUUUCAAAAGACUGAUCGUCAUCGACAGAAAGAUUCGUAUGGAUACAUUUUCGGCAAUAUAACGUCCAAAACUAAUUUUUCUGCGCCAAUCACUUUGGCAGUUUUAGAUCGAGGUCAUUUUUUAGAAUAUUAUGGUAAUCGUACACUAAAUAAUAAAAGUACUGCUUGUACCCUUAUGUUCAGUACCUUGAAUCAAACUUCGUACGAUGUGCAUUGUAACGAAGAAGGUCAAGACUUUUUAAGGAGAGUACCUUGUCCAAAGGGUAAGUUGUGUCCUGACGAAGAUUCCAUAUGGAAUAUCGUGAAAGGAUAUCAGUUUACGUAUGUUAUACAAGAUUUUUGGCAGCCACGUUUUUGGUAUAUGAGUUUAGUGGCAUGUUAUAGAAACACGACUACUUGUCAAUGGGAAUAUUACGAUAAACACGAUGAAUUAGAAUAUGAUAUUUGGCUAGUAAAUGGUAAUCCAAAUACUAGUGGCCUAAAUAGCCUGACGUAUCAAUUUUCGUAUGAUAGACAAAAUACAAUAGAAUUGUACUUGUUAUUUUUUGUAUGUUACAUUAUACUUGUGCCACUACAAUUAUAUGCAGUGAGAUUACAAAAACAUCCUGUAACAAGAUUAUUCACUGCUAGUUUACUAUUAGAAUUUAUAGCGGUAUGUUUAAUCUUAACGCAUGUAGUAAAAUUUGCUCUUGACGGAAUUGGCUAUGAACAGUUGGAAGUUGCUGGAGAUAUUUUUGAUAUUUUAUCACGAACAUCGUUCAUGUUAUUGCUUCUAUUACUUGCCAAAGGAUGGGCCGUAACAAGGAUGGAACUGACAUGGAAACCAUUGGUUUUUACUAUAUGGCUAUGUUACGGGGUAGUCCAUAUUUUACUAUAUGUUUGGAACAUGACGGAAGUCGACAUCAUUGAAGAUAUUGACGAGUACCAGACAUGGCCAGGCUGGUUUAUACUCUUAUUUCGCAGUGCGAUUAUGAUUUGGUUUGUGUGCGAGCUACGAAACACUAUGACGUACGAGCAUAAUACUCAAAAAUUGAAUUUUCUACUUCAUUUUGGUGCAUCUUCGUUAGUUUGGUUCAUCUAUUUACCUAUUAUAGCACUUAUUGCUCUUCAUGUAAGUGCAUUAUGGAGGUUUAAACUUCUAUUGGGUAUCACAUACUCCGCCGAUUGUUUUGCGUACUGUGUGAUGGCACAUUUACUUUGGCCAACACGAAGCGAACAGUACUUUUUGCUCGCGCAAGGAGCAGAUAAUGGGGAUGAACUUGAUGAAUUUAACGAAGCACCGCAUGUAUUGAACAAUUAUGUAGAACCUCCAGAACUUACAAAAAUAAUUACUUAAUAAUAUGUCGAGAUAUAAGAGGCAAAUAUUAUACACGUGAAAAGUCAAAUUUAGCAUUUGACCUGUUGUAUCUGCCAAACUAUAAAAUUUUAGGGUCGAUAAUGCUCUACUACAUACUACUUGAGACUGAUAUAUUCUGCGCAUUCUGUAAUUAGAAAUAUAUUAUUAAUAAUCAAAUUUACAUAUGUGAUAGUAAGUCAAUAAUUAAUACAAAAAAAAA
This is a messenger RNA of Megachile rotundata (alfalfa leafcutting bee), 2358 nucleotides long. Its product is annotated as transmembrane protein 145. Gene Ontology annotation, biological process: G protein-coupled receptor signaling pathway; response to pheromone. Lineage: Eukaryota; Metazoa; Arthropoda; Insecta; Hymenoptera; Megachilidae. The record is from RefSeq and is a predicted model, not a curated record.